CUGUAAUCUACUGAGUAACAGCUCUCACAUGCAGACCCUGUAAUCCAUUAUGCGUGGUCGAUCGGGUGCUUUUCUUAGCUUUUUAAAAAUCUCUCGCGGAUAUCAUUGUCGACGUUCAUAUGGAGUACUCACCGCACAGCAGUACUCAAGUUCAGAUUCAAAGCAGUAUGAUGGAAGGUUGUAUCCAAGCCAUAUCCCAACAAGUUCUGUCCAGAAGGCUGUUUUGGCGUUAGGUGCUGGUGUGGCUGCUCUAAAGAACCCCUACAGACAUGAUAUGGUUGCAGUGCUUGGGGAAACCACAGGGCACCAGGCCCUGAUCAAGUUAAGGGAUCGGAUGAGAAAUGACCCUGAAGGUUACACCAUUCUCAUAGAGCGUCCAAGGAUCCGUCUAUCUACGUUAGACCUCACUUGUAUGUCUGCUUUGCCAGAUGGGACUUUAGGAAGAGAGUAUCUCCGUUUCCUAGAAGAAAAUAGAGUCACCCCUGACUCGAGAGCUGAUGUGAAGUUUGUGGACAAUGAGGAGCUAGCGUAUGUCAUGCAACGAUAUCGUGAGGUCCAUGACUUGUUGCAUACCUUGCUUAAUAUGCCGACCAAUAUGCUAGGUGAGGUUGUUGUAAAAUUGUUUGAAGCUGCACAGACUGGUCUGCCCAUGUGUGUUCUGGGAGCAACACUUGGACCCCUCCGUCUGUCUGUCAGUCAGUCGUCUACAGUUGCUGGUUCAGUCUCUGGGACCGUGGGCUCUGCGCAAUGGCGGUCGUGCCCGAUGUGUUCUGAGCAUCUUCUACGAACGGCGCUGGGAGCAGAAGCUUGAUGAACUGAGACAUGAGUUAAACAUUGAGCCACCACCUCUCAAUCUGUUCCCAUCCAGCAAGAUUACAUCCUCAAACUCGUAGUAUGCUCACCUACCUAACCGAAAUAAUGAUGGAAAUUUUAGCUUGUGGGAGGGCCCCACAAGGAACCAACUUGAUGGAUACAUCCUAAUGGUAACAAAGAUCACAUUUUCCUUCUUCCUCUUAUGAUGGUAAAUGAUGCUCAAAACAUGUCAUGUAACAUUGUAAAAAUACUAUGGCAUGAAUAAGGAAGUAAAGAAAAUGAAGGAAGUUUAAUAUAAAUAAUUUUGUAAACAUCUAUUCACUGUUGAAUUAUCGGAUUAUAGGAACACUUUUUUUUUAAACUUUUUUUUUACUUUCAUAAAUAUGAAGCGGGGCAACUUGAUGGAUACAUAGUUUUGUAACCUGAAUAAGAAAACCAAAGAUGUACAAUUUAUAAUUAAAUUUUAUCUCAAAAUAAAUAAAAACAAUAAAUAAAUAAUAAUAAUGAAAAUAAUGAUCAAUCAGUUUGAAAUCUUGUGUGAUUAUAUAUUCUUCUAAUUCUUUACAUUUGUCUUUCAAAAAUUAAUAUUAAUAUAGUUCACCAUGCAAAGUGAAAACUGUGCAGUAGUCUGCAUUCACAUAACAAUAAGUUAUUCUUAUUCUUAUAACAAUAAGAAUCGUAAAUCAGAUAGGAUGCAUAAUAUAACAGUAAAUAAAACUUGGCAUAAAAUACAUCUAUUUUGUAUUCAUUUCGAAUUCGCUGCAGCAUGAGUAGUCUGUUCUCUGGUGAACCAGAAGGAAGUGAAUAUUGUCCUCUGCUGCCAUCCAGUGGUGUUUUAAACGGUAGGUUCCUGCUAAGAGGCGGUUCAUUUUUGUGUAAAAUCGGAGUAAUGUAAAAUGUAACAUUUUUGAAAUGAUAAAAAUAACAUGAAGU
This is a messenger RNA of Labeo rohita (rohu), 1746 nucleotides long. It is a transcript of the gene coq4, whose product is annotated as coenzyme Q4 homolog (S. cerevisiae). The coding region runs from base 50 to 811 and encodes 253 amino acids. Lineage: Eukaryota; Metazoa; Chordata; Actinopteri; Cypriniformes; Cyprinidae. The transcript is spliced from 7 exons. Gene Ontology annotation, biological process: ubiquinone biosynthetic process. Gene Ontology annotation, cellular component: mitochondrial inner membrane; mitochondrion. The record is from RefSeq and is a predicted model, not a curated record.